Mytilus californianus (California mussel) is the source of this 2638-nucleotide messenger RNA. RefSeq names its product secreted frizzled-related protein 3-like. The record is from RefSeq and is a predicted model, not a curated record. Gene Ontology annotation, biological process: non-canonical Wnt signaling pathway; canonical Wnt signaling pathway. Gene Ontology annotation, cellular component: cytoplasm. NCBI's taxonomy places the organism in Eukaryota, Metazoa, Mollusca, Bivalvia, Mytilida, Mytilidae. The transcript is spliced from 6 exons. Gene Ontology annotation, molecular function: Wnt-protein binding. Bases 385 to 1440 code for a protein of 351 amino acids.
CACGAUUUAAAUUUUAAAUUUACUGAUUGGAAUUAUCACUUUUGAUUUGUAAUUUAAUUAAUACCUUUUCAUCCGACGUUGAUGACUGUUUGUUGGGCGGGAAUUAACAGCCUUGUCGUCUGUGAGAUUUUUAUGAAUGGAUUUGUCAAAUGAUUAAGUAUUAAAUGGAUUAUAACGUUAUGAUGAUUUAUAAAUUCACCUGAAAAUCAGCACUCAAUUUUAUGAAUGAAAACAAGUGCACGUGGUUUUUUUUCUUCUUUUGAGAAUGUAUAAAUAAGCCGAACCAGGAAAGUAGCUUUUUCCGAUAAGCAACUGAAGAGAAAUAAUAAUAAUAAUUUUAUUAUCAAUGAAUUAAUGUGUAUAUUUGUAGACUAUUUAUAAAUAAUGGAGAGAUACACACUGAUAAUCAUAACAGUUUUUGAUUUAUCGUUUGGUAUUAUGAACCACUAUAACAAUAGACGGAAAGACAUCUGUGAACCAAUCCAGAUACCAAUGUGCCAACAUAUGAAAUAUAACAUGACACGGAUGCCAAAUCUUCUGCAUCACAGUUCACAAGAGAAUGCAAAGUUACAAAUUGAACAGUUCACAGAAUUAGUGGAUCAGAAAUGUAGUGACGUUUUGUUGUUUUAUCUUUGUGCAAUGUAUGCACCUAUAUGUACAGUAAACUUUCAGUCCGAACCUAUCCCGCCAUGUCGAAGUGUCUGCGAAGAAGCACGUGCAGGAUGUGAACAUAUAUUGAAUGAACAUAAUAUUUCAUGGCCGGAAUAUUUAGACUGUUCGUCACUGCCAAGAUAUGAUAGAGGAGUUUGUGUCAGACCAGCAGCUAUUGUUCCUUCUUUAGGAAACAAAGAUAAGUCAAAGUUGGACAGUCGAGGACCAAACAACAAAAUUACAGACUUUGAUUUGUCAAAAGAAAGUUAUUAUGAAGACUGUAGGUGUAACAGAAAAUCAAAGCUUAAAAGAAAGGCAUAUAGAAAAGGAAAAUAUCAUUUUUCAAUAAGAGGAGUCGUAAAAGGACAAGCAAUUGCAAAUACCAUUAAUACGGUUACCAGAGUAACUGUCGUAAAAGUUUACCGAAGUACUAGAGUACACAUACAAGAAGGAAGUAGUAUAGAAUUAUGGACAAAUUCGACGUGUGUUUGUCCGGAACUGACGAAGAGGAAGGAGUAUUUAAUUGUUGGAUAUGAAGAUUUAUCAACACAAAGACUUUUGUUUUUAGACAGUUGUUUAUCCGUCAAGUGGAAAAACAAAUUAGAUCGACGGAUAAAGAAUUGGGAAAAGAAAAUAGCAAGAAGUAAACGAAACCAGAAAUGUCGUAGGAAGAAAGGAAAACGGUGCAGAAAAAAUAGAAAGAACAACUCAAAGAGAAAUAAAACCAAAGAAAAUAGAAGGAAUAAAAUGAUCAGAGACAAUUCGCUGUCAGCCAUAAAAAAUCCAUGACAACAAAUCAUCUGCGGAAAUACAUAAAAAUCCAUCAUGGAGAUUAACUGUGAUAACUGACUUGUAUAUAUUUGUAAUGUUUUCAAUUGUAAAUAAAUAUCAUCUAAUUUAUGAUCAUGUAAAUCGAACUGUGCUAUUAACUGUCUCAAAUUAUCUUGAGAAAAUGGUGAAAAGGGUUUGUACAGCUGUUAGCAGUAAAGUUAGUAGUUAGAUAUAUGCUAUCGAAAAAAAAUAUAGGUAUAUUAGUUUUUUCGUGAAAUUUACAGUCAGCCCUGUUGUACUUCAUGAAAUGGGUAAUAAUGUAUCUUAAAUGUUAUUGUCAAAAAAUGUGUUUAAGCAUUCAAUCAAUGUGUUUGUGCAUUUUUAUCUAUUUGUUGGAAUGGCUGCAUUCUCUUCAGGCUAAAACCAAAAAUCCUGUACAGGAAAAUGGUGUGUGCCUUGAAUAUUUUACCCUGCUAAUGUUUCAAGACGAGAAUCACUGGUUCAUAAAAAUUUGCUGAAAUUCUGAUUUACUGUUACUGUAAAUUAUUGCAUCAAGAGUCCUGGGUUUGACAUUUUGUUCAACAACAAAAUCCACCUCGUUAAAUCCAUUGGCAACAAUUUUCGAGAACAAAACAUAUAAUCAAUAUAAAAUAAUAAAUCAAAUGACUUCACAUUCAACACCAACUAAGACGGGUGGUAUAGUCAGUGCUUUUGUUGAAAGUAAAAUGUAUAUAGUAAUUGAAUGGUGCUAUCAAUAUAACUGUAUAACACAUUGUAACAUAAAGUUGGUUGUAUAUUAAUAUUGUUUGUUAUUGUUAUUGUUUUUGAUUUGUACACAGUGUCAGAUUAUUUCUGACAACUUUUUUUUUAAUUUAUAAUAAUGCAUUUUCCCCUUUUGUUUGAACAUAAAACGUAUGUUUAACGUGCUUCAUUUCAUGUGACUGUCAAUGUGACUGUCAUAUCUUUGCCAGUGUAGACAGUAAUUUUACUUUUAUUAUUACAAUUUAUACUUCUUUUAAAAUCAUGUUAGAUUUACACUGCAACUAAAGUAACUAUUUCAAAAUGUGUUACACAGUAAACAUGGUCAACACAUAUUACAAUAAAAAUAAAAAUGUCUUUUGAUGUUCAACAUAUACAUAAUGUUUUUGUAUCAAACAUUGAAAAGCCAAUGUUCUAUAUUGUAUUUUGUUUACUACAUUAAAAUAUUUAAACUGAA